Messenger RNA from Malassezia vespertilionis, 1449 nucleotides. RefSeq names its product 3-deoxy-7-phosphoheptulonate synthase. The transcript has a single exon. Gene Ontology annotation, biological process: aromatic amino acid biosynthetic process. The record is from RefSeq and is a predicted model, not a curated record. NCBI's taxonomy places the organism in Eukaryota, Fungi, Basidiomycota, Malasseziomycetes, Malasseziales, Malasseziaceae. Gene Ontology annotation, molecular function: 3-deoxy-7-phosphoheptulonate synthase activity. Bases 1 to 1449 code for a protein of 482 amino acids.
AUGACUGUGCAUGAUCCAGAAGCGUGGCGCUCCAAGCCUCAAGCGCAAGAUGUAGAUUACCCCGAGCCUGAAAAGCUUCACAAAGUGCUAAAGGAGAUUGAGACUUUUCCUGGGCUGGUAUCCACCACCGAAAUCGAUCGUUUGAGUGCACAAAUGGCCAAUGUUGCGGAUGGCAAAGCGUUCCUGCUGCAGAGCGGCGACUGUGCCGAGCUGUUUUCCUAUUGCAACCCGGCACAGAUCGAGGCAAAGUUGAAACUUACACUGCUGAUGUCUCUGAUUAUUGUGCAUGGCGUGCGUCUUCCUGUAGUACGUGUUGGCCGCAUCGCCGGCCAGUAUGGUAAACCCCGCAGCAAGCCGACCGAAGUCGUCGACAUGGGCGGAGAAAAGUGCACUGUGCUUUCGUUUCGCGGCGAUAACGUAAAUGGCCUGGACAUUGCAGAUCGUGCGCCCGAUCCAGAACGCCUCCUUUCAGCAUACUUUCGCUCUGCAGCGACGCUGAACUACAUCCGCUCCUGGCUGUCGAGUGGCAAUGCCGAUUUGCACGCGCCGCAAUCGUGGAGCUUCCAUCAUGUACAAUCCGAAUACUUACAGUGCGAGUUUGGGCGCAUAACGCGCGAGAUUGCCGAUGCACUCGACUUUAUGAAGACGGUUGGCGCUACGCCAGGCGACGGAGAAACGCCGGCCAAUGCACUCAACACGGUGGACUACUUUAUCAGCCACGAAUGUCUCAUGCUCGAGUAUGAGGAUGCGCUCUCGCACAGGACAAGCCAGGGUUUGUAUGAUCUAAGCGCACAUACAGUUUGGCUCGGCGACCGCACGCGGCAAGUAGACGGUGCGCAUGUUGCAUUUGUACGCUCGAUCCGCAAUCCGAUCGGAAUCAAAGUUGGACCUUCGAUGGAUGCAGAGGAACUGAUUCGUAUUUUAGACGCUGUGAACCCUGCUAUGGUAAAAGGGCGCGUGACACUGAUUACCCGGUACGGCGCAGGCAAUAUCAAGGAUAUGCUUCCGCAGCACAUUCGUGCUGUGCAGAGCUCACGACAUUCAGGAUUGGUGGUAUGGUGCUGUGAUCCGAUGCAUGGCAACACAAUCACUUCCAAGUACAAUUCAAGCAUCAAGACGCGCAUGUUUAGCGACAUCGUGAAAGAGUUGGCUGCCGCACUGCAGAUCCAUGCACAGCUAGAAAACCGUCUAGGCGGCGUCCAUUUGGAACUCACGGGUGAUAAUGGUGUCACUGAAUGCAUCGGCGGCAGUAUGGAGCUUUCUGACCAGGAUCUAUCGCGCAACUAUCUUUCCUACUGUGACCCACGCUUAAACUACGAGCAAUCGCUUGAUAUUGCGUUUUUGAUUAGCGAAGUACUUCGCUCGCAGCGCACGGGCAAGGGUUUGGAAAGCGAUGCAAUUGUGCGUGCGCUAUCCCAAUACAUGGAUGUCAAUCUGCCAAGCCCCUAG